This is a messenger RNA of Plectropomus leopardus (leopard coralgrouper), 3014 nucleotides long. It is a transcript of the gene atf3, whose product is annotated as activating transcription factor 3. NCBI's taxonomy places the organism in Eukaryota, Metazoa, Chordata, Actinopteri, Perciformes, Serranidae. The record is from RefSeq and is a predicted model, not a curated record. Gene Ontology annotation, biological process: regulation of transcription by RNA polymerase II. Gene Ontology annotation, molecular function: RNA polymerase II cis-regulatory region sequence-specific DNA binding; DNA-binding transcription factor activity, RNA polymerase II-specific. Gene Ontology annotation, cellular component: nucleus.
CCAGAGCGAAGCGCAACUUAACGCACCGGCAUCAAAGGAAACAGAAAGAGGAGAGAAGAGAACUUUAAUAGGUUGUUUUCUCCGCAGCCAGUUCAUCUGACCUCAGUCACUCAAAGCUUUAACAGAAUGAUGCUGCAGCAUUCGGGUCCCUCGCUGGCUGAUAUCAGCUGCUCCGCCCUGGUGCCCUGCCUCUCCCCGCCGGGCACCCUCACCCUGGACGACUUCACCAAUUUCACACCCAUCGUGAAAGAGGAGCUGCGGCUGGCCAUCCAGACCAAGCGCCUGUCCAAUGGGCUCAGUGCAGACAUGAGCUCUGACGGGGCCAGCUCCAGCUCGGACCGAGCCUCAGAGCACCACGCCGGCGGAUCUGGGGUCAAGAGAGAGUUCACACCUCAGGAACAUGAGAGGAGGAAGAGGAGGAGGGAGAGGAACAAAAUCGCUGCUGCAAAGUGCCGCAACAAAAAGAAGGAGAAGACCGAGUCUCUGCAGCAGGAAUCAGAGAAACUGGAGAGCGUCAACGCCGACCUGAAGGCUCAGAUCGAGGAGCUGAAGCAGCAGAAGCAGCAGCUCGUCUACAUGCUCAACCUGCACCGGCCGACCUGCAUCGUCCGCGCCCAGAACGGCCAAACACCCGAGGAUGAGAGAAACCUCUUCAUCCAACACAUCAAGGAGAGCACCUUACAACUCCACAACCUCACCUCCUCCUCCGCCUCCUCCUCCUCCACCACCUCCACUUCCUCAUCCACACAUAUCUCCACAAUAGCACCUCUAAACGGAGGACUUCUAACCCUCGACCACAUUCAGUGUCCCAGUCACCUGUGAGCAACCAGGUGUUCAUGCCACUUUUUUAAGACUUGCAAUGCUUCCAUCCUGCUGCCAUCGACAAAGCACUGACUGUUAAAGAGGCAGGUGGAGCCGCCACAUAGACUCAUGACCUGAGAAUGACUGUGACAUAUAAUGAACGCCAUUCGGAUGAAUCCUCCGUCUCAUGCACUGUCUACAAAGCUGCUAGAGAGAAAGAGAGAGAGUGGCAUAAAGUGACCUCAGCACCUCCCACUCCCUGAAACCAUAACUGCUGAUUGGACAGGAAGUGACACACAACAGACAGCACCUUGCCAUGCAUUCUGUAUUUUAUCUUUUAGACAUUACAGUCAGGGCCAAGGACAGAUGCCAAAGCACUAAAAUACAAAACGUCAUUUUUUAUUUACUGGUAUUUUAAAUAGAUGAAAGUCACACUUAGUGUCUGGUUUUUGUACCAAAGUGUGUAUUCAGGGUGAUAGAGGCACAUAGUUUAAGUGUUCGCCCACAAGGAAAGUAGAUGCCGAUCAACAGUGUGAGUGUGUUUGAGCUGCAAGCCACUGGCUUUGAAAAAGACAUUGUUUGUGCUUAGUGUAUGAGAAAUAGUAUAUUUAUUAAGUAACUUCUGUAUGAUUUGUUAUUGCUGUAUCAACCCUGUCUGCUUGUCGUUUAUACAACAUGAACUACAAAAUUUGCUGCUACUACUAACCACUCAGGACCUACGUUGGCUGUACAUUUUUUUUGUUUCAUUUAAGAGUUAAUCUUUAAAAAAAAAAGUCAGUUUGUUUGCUAUCAGGGUAGCAGUAGCAGUUACAAAAAGGGAAAUGUACUUUGCAGGCAGGGUUUAUAAUUCUGCACUUAAUUCCAAACCAUAGUAAAAAAAAAAAAAUAACAAUAUCAUCAUAUAUGCAGAUGAUACCUUACCUUUCCUAACAGUUUGAAUUUUGCUGGCAAGCAAACUUGUCCCAAAACAUUAUAAUACUGUAUAUAAUUUCACAUGUACACUUUAUCUAUCACUGCGUUCCCUCUUAACGUAAACAGAACUAGUGUUGCUUUUUACAUCUUCUGUGAUGAUGAAGCUACGCAUGUAUGAGUGUUUUUUUCUUUCCAGCCAUGUUUUCUACCUGAAAUCUUGCAAAUUGUAUCGACUGCGAAUUGUCUCUAUGCUACUGUAUGUAAACACCAAAUGCCUCCUUUGGUCUUGACAGUGUAAAGCAUAAAAAAGAUUAUUUUCUAAAAAUGUAUUUUUAUUAUUAAGAUUUGAUUUGGAAGUUGUGUUCACUAGAUAUCAUUAGCUAGGUAUCGGAAGUGUUGCAUCAGCUUUCGGCUGGCUCUUUAACACGCCUGACUCUGUAGUUAUGCAGGAUGAUGUGUUAUUAUACUUUGUGUUAUGAACUUAAUCAGCAUCCAGGCUUCAACUCACUGCCAAAUAUUUUUCUCUCUGUGGCCUGUUUGCUUUAGUGCAAUCAUCCCUCUAGAGAAAAUUGGUUUACUGUAACAGAUACAAAGGAAGUGUAAUGAUUUAGUAUUAGGAGGCAAUUUUCUUGUCAAUUACUUUUCAUAUCAUCUAUAUAAAGAGUCCAUCAAUAGCUGAAAAGUGACAACCUCUCCCUCAGUCAUUGCAAAUUCACCUUACAACUAACAAUGGAAACUUUGCUCAUCAGUAUUUUAAUAAUUGUCAGUCAGUCACAAAACUUCACCAAUCAGACUGAACAUCAUAUUAGCAUCAUUAGUGUCCAAGGUUACCUUAAAGGUUUUGUUGCUCUUGGGAAAUGUAUUCAGUUCAUAACAGAAGAGUAAUAAUGUAUGAACAGCACAUUAUUGUCACAGUAAGGACUGAAGUUUUAUAUUUUGUGUUUGCGUGGUAGAAGGUUUAUAUUGUUUGUGUUAACUUAAGAGUCACACGGUUAGAGGGACGCAGGCGUCUGUUCAUAGUGUGGAUAUUGUUUUCGUGGUUGUCCCGUCAUUAGUCAUGGCUAGAUAGCUAAUAAGCACUGAACUCGAUGUGUAUGUAUUCUAUUGUGCCUGCUUCUACUGAAGGCUGUUUUAGUUUGUCUGUAGCUGCUCGACAGUUGGAGCAUCAUAGCCUAAAUGAAUAAACUGUAGGCUGUCAGGUACAAAUGCACUGCUACUACCAAUGUGUACUUCCAUCUUUGUGGUCUGUCAACUUUUGUUUUUGAUACUUUGUUUAUUAAAGAUAUGUAAUGCAAACGUAA